GCCGUGGUACUGGAGACGCUCUCCACGUGGGCGGGCUGCACUUCCGGGGCGGGGCACAACCACCGGAAGUACGUGGGCGCCCGGGGCCAUGGCGGCGCUUGGCGUCUUCUGUCUGCUGCUCGGGGCGGUAUCCUGGCCGCCGGCCUUAGCCUCGGGCGAGGAGUUCUGGCCCGGCCAGUCGGCAGCCGACAUCUUGUCGGGGGCGGCGUCCCGCAGACGGUAUCUUCUGUACGACGUCAACCCCCCGGAGGGCUUCAACCUCCGCAGGGACGUCUAUAUCCGGGUCGCCUCCCUCCUGAAGACUCUGCUGAAGACUGAGGAGUGGGUGCUGGUGCUGCCCCCCUGGGGCCGUCUCUACCACUGGAAGAGCCCCGACAUUCACCAGGUCCGGAUUCCCUGGUCCGACUUUUUUGAUCUCCCGAGUCUCAGGAGAAACAUCCCCGUCAUAGAGUACGAGCAGUUCAUUGCAGAGUCCGGCGGGCCCUUCGUCGACCAGGUCUAUGUCCUGCAAGGUUACGCAGAGGGCUGGAAGGAGGGGGCCUGGGAGGAGAAGGUCGACAGCCGGCCCUGCAUCGAGCCGCCCCUUUACUCGCAGGACAAGCACGAGUAUUACAGAGGAUGGUUUUGGGGUUAUGAAGAGACGCGGGGUUUAAACGUUUCCUGUCUGUCUGUUCAGGGCUCGGCUUCCAUCAUUGCCCCUGUGCUUUUGAGAAACACGUCCGCGCGGUCCGUGAUGUUGGACCGAGCCGAGAACCUCCUUCACGACCACUACGGAGGGAAGGAGUACUGGGACACCCGGCGCAGCAUGGUGUUUGCCAAGCACCUGCGGGCCGUGGGGGACGAGUUCCGGAGCAGGUACCUCAAUUCCACGGACGCGGCCGACAGGAUCCCCUUCGAGGAGGACUGGACCAAGAUGAAGGUCAAGCUGGGCUCUUCGCUGGGGGGCCCGUACCUGGGCGUCCACCUGAGGAGGAAGGACUUCAUCUGGGGACACAGGGAGGACGUGCCCAGCCUGGAGGGGGCCGUGAGGAGGGUCCGCAGCCUCAUGAAGACCCACCAGCUGGACAGGGUGUUCGUGGCCACGGAUGCCGCCAGGACGGAGCUGGAUGGGCUCCGGAGGCUGCUGCCCGAGAUGGUGCGGUUCGAGCCCACGUGGGAGGAGCUGGAGCUCUACAAGGACGGGGGUGUCGCCAUCGUGGACCAGUGGGUCUGCGCACACGCCCGGUUUUUUAUCGGCACCUCGGUCUCCACGUUCUCCUUUCGAAUUCACGAGGAGAGAGAAAUCCUGGGGUUAGACCCCAAGACGACAUACAACCGGUUCUGUGGGGACGAGGAGAAGGCUUGCGAGCAGCCCACGCACUGGAGGAUCGCGUACUGAGCCGGCCCGCGGGCGCCCCCCACGCGGGCUCGCGGCUGCCCUCGGGACAGGG
Messenger RNA from Kogia breviceps (pygmy sperm whale), 1430 nucleotides. RefSeq names its product protein O-fucosyltransferase 2 (gene POFUT2). Gene Ontology annotation, biological process: protein O-linked glycosylation via fucose. Gene Ontology annotation, molecular function: peptide-O-fucosyltransferase activity. The record is from RefSeq and is a predicted model, not a curated record. Lineage: Eukaryota; Metazoa; Chordata; Mammalia; Artiodactyla; Physeteridae.